Molecule: messenger RNA, 1317 nt
Organism: Teleopsis dalmanni
Lineage: Eukaryota; Metazoa; Arthropoda; Insecta; Diptera; Diopsidae
Product: ecdysone-induced protein 75B, isoforms C/D-like
Exons: 3
Coding region: 1-1317 (438 amino acids)
Biological process (GO): negative regulation of transcription by RNA polymerase II; positive regulation of transcription by RNA polymerase II; cell differentiation
Molecular function (GO): zinc ion binding; nuclear receptor activity; RNA polymerase II cis-regulatory region sequence-specific DNA binding
Source: RefSeq, a predicted model, not a curated record
AUGUUAAUGUCCGCUGACAGCUCUGACUGUCGUCCAAGCAGCAGUGACUGUGAAGGUGCCAGCACUUCACAGCAUGCAUCUGCAAUAAAUGCUAUAAAUCAAGCCAAUCAUAAUCAAAACCAGAACCCUAAUCAAAUUCCUAAUCAAAACCUAAUGAAAACUGAAACAAGUGGUAAAACCUCAGUGAUUUGCAUGUCCUUCGGGUCCGCAAAUGAACAAAUGCACAAAGAACAAAAUCAACUCAAUGGCAAUAGCAUAGUGCAAGCCUUACCGACCCCCUCGAGCACUACGCAAACAACACAAGUUGUUGUUGGACGUUCACAUUUAGAAAAUGCACUCAAAUUGCCACCACACACAAGUGUUUCUGCAUAUUAUCAAAACACAAAGUUAAUGCCAAGUUCACAGAACAAUUUAAUGUCCAACGAUCAUGAGUCGUCGUCACAUCGUCAACAACAGAUCGUGGAACAGCAAUCGCAUGCAAAUUCACAAGAUUGCGUUAUCUUUCAAGCUCCUCAAGACUAUCGUACUAUAGCACAACAUAAUAACAAUAAUAAUCGCGUUAUCGGUAGUGUUAGUUAUGCACACGCGUGUACAUCAGCUGCGGCGGCUAUGUCGGUACCUGUCACAGAAAUGGAUACUGUGCCAACAGGUGCAUCUUCGUCCACAGCCACGUCGUCGGUUAUGCCAAUGUGCGCGCGUAAAAUGCCACAUAGCAACGUUAUCUAUGCUAAUAAUAAUGAGAAUAUGAAUUCAAAUCCAAUGCAACAUCUACCACAACCACAACAACAGCAAUCCAGUGUACACCAUUCAAAAAUUCUGCAGAAUGCAAAUAGUAUUAAUGCACCCACAAGCACUUAUGUGGGUAGCAGUAUUGCCUCGCAUCAUCAUAAUCACAGUGUCGUUAGUACCAGUGACAUUCCCUCAAACGCUGUAAAUACCAUGUAUGACAAUUAUGCUCACAACUCCAGUGCUUAUCACCCACACGCCAAUAUGGGCAAUGGUACUAACAGUAUUUAUCACCCACAACAGCAACAUGUUGCAACUGUUGCUAGUGGCAAUCACUUGAAUGGUAGUGGCACGGUUGUUGUUGUUGCUGCCGAUUCGCGUCCACAAACACCGGACUACAUCAAAUCUUACCCAGUUAUGGAUACAACUGUGGCUAGUUCGGUAAAAGGUGAACCGGAACUUAAUAUUGAAUUUGAUGGCACAACUGUUUUAUGUCGAGUUUGUGGUGACAAGGCAUCCGGUUUUCAUUAUGGAGUACAUUCUUGUGAGGGCUGUAAGCCAAACAGUCAAGGCUUCACAUGGACACCCUAA